Messenger RNA from Engraulis encrasicolus (European anchovy), 2974 nucleotides. It is a transcript of the gene gle1, whose product is annotated as GLE1 RNA export mediator. NCBI's taxonomy places the organism in Eukaryota, Metazoa, Chordata, Actinopteri, Clupeiformes, Engraulidae. Gene Ontology annotation, molecular function: phospholipid binding; inositol hexakisphosphate binding; translation initiation factor binding. Gene Ontology annotation, biological process: poly(A)+ mRNA export from nucleus. The record is from RefSeq and is a predicted model, not a curated record. Gene Ontology annotation, cellular component: nuclear pore cytoplasmic filaments; cytoplasm; nuclear pore. The transcript is spliced from 16 exons. The coding region runs from base 86 to 2257 and encodes 723 amino acids.
ACCCGUCCGUCCACAGAGCUUGCCCGGUACUUUGCAGGUUUUAGAUUGUCUGUGGUGUAUCGCUGUCUUAGAUUCUGUGUAUGAAAUGCCUGCGGAGAGUUUACGAUGGGAGACGUUAGAUGCUUUGAAAAAUUCGCCAAAGGGAAAGUUAAAAUACAACCCGGACUGGCUUGAGAAAGGAGAGGACAUCCUGAGCGGCUGCAGCGAGACCCCCAGCCUGUCUCCUCUGUCGGGGCUGAUCCUGAAGAGGCUGAGCGGUCGGCCACUGCAGAAGACUCGCUCCCUGAGCUCGCCCACGCGGGACACCAGCCCAGGUCUGUCAGAGGAGGGGGCUGCGCUCUCCAGCUCUCUCCCCACCAGCCCCCACCAGGCGCUGCUGAGUCCAGCCUCCCCACGCGCCACCUCCCCGCUCACCCUCUCCUCCCCACCGCUCCCAGCAGGCUCACAACAGGCAGAUGACAAACCGGAAGAGGAGGAUGAGCCGGCUGAAGAGGCGGACCUCAGUCCAGUGGCGAACCCUACGCCACCCCCCGCCAUCUCCCUCAUGUCCCCCAAGGCCACCCAGGUGGCGGGUUUCAUCCGAAUAUGUGAGGAGAAGCACCGCGCCAAGGCCAAGGCGGAGCUGAACCGCCGCGUGGAGCUGCAGGAACGUCUUGUUGCCACGGUAGCAGGGCUGGAGUCAGAGCAGCUGAAGCGCUUUGAGGAGCUGGCCGAGCUCAAGCAGCGGCAGGAGUUCCAGAGCAUGAGGGACAUGCUGGACAAAGAGGCACAAGAAAGCCUUGGUCGCCAAGAGAAACUCAAAGAAGAACAUCAAAAAAGAAUCAAGAUCCUCAACCUGCGUCUGCGCGAGGCCGAGCAGCAGCGCAUGCGCGAGGCCGAAGCGGAGCGGCAGCGCCAGGCGGAUGGCCGCGAGCGUCUGCGGGCGCUCAACGCCGUGCAGGAGGAGGUGCUGCAGCUCCACCAGCUGCUGGAGCCGGCCAACGCCCUGGACCAUGCCGCCAUCAUCACCCGCGGCAACCAGCUAUGCUCGCAGGUGUCCGAGGUGGUGCGCACCACCGCAGAGGGAGAGUUCCCGAGCGUGGAGGACAUGGCGUUGGUGGAGCGGGCGCUGGAAGAGAUGCGCAGCCUGGUGCGGGAGCUGCAGCAGCAGGUAGCCCAGGAGCAGGAGAGGGUUCGCAGGGAGCAGCAGCAAGAGGAGGAGCGCCUGAAGCAGGCCGAGGAGCAGGCCCGACAAGAACAGGAGAAGAAGAACGCAGCCGCCGCCGCCAGGGAGAAGGCCAAGAAACAAGGUUUGCAGGCCAGUGCAGAAGAAAGCACCCUGAGGUGGUUUAAGGAGCUACAGGAGGCUGCCAAUCAGUGUGCACAGUCCUUCGAAGACCUCAACACCACAAAGGAUAUGCAGAAGAAGAAGGUGCGAAUGGAGCUACAGAAGGCUGCCACCAUCCCUGUCAGCCAAAUCUCAAGUGUGUCAGGCUCCAAGUUAAAGGAGGUGUUUGAGAAGAUCGACAAGCUGUUGUCGGGGCGACCAGUGGUGUCCGGGGGCAAGUCAGUGUCCACCUCCCUCCAUCCCCACGGCCUGGAGUUUGUCAGCUACAAGCUGGCGGAGAAGUUUGUGAAACAAGGUGAGGAGGAGGUGGCUUCGCACCACGAGGCGGCCUUCCCCAUCGCCGUGGUGGCGUCGGGCGUGUGGGAGCUGCACCCCCGCGUGGGGGACCUCAUCCUGGCCCACCUGCACAAGAAGUGCCCCUACGCCGUGCCCUACUACCCUCCCAUGAAGGACGGCACCUCCAUCGAGGACUACCAGAGGAUCUUGGGAUACCGCGUGGAGGACUCUGGAGUGGAGGCUCAGGACAGCUUCCUAAAGAGGAUGUCCGGAAUGAUCCGUCUCUAUGCUGCCAUUAUACAGCUACGAUGGCCUUACACCAACAAGUCAGGGCCUUCCCCACAUGGGCUGAAUCACGGCUGGCGCUGGUUGGCCCAGAUGCUGAACAUGGAGCCCUUGGCUGACAUCACCGCAACUCUGCUUUUUGACUUCCUCGAGGUGUGUGGCCACGCCCUUCUGAAGCAGUACCAGGGCCAGUUCUGGAAACUCAUUUUCCUCAUCAAAGACGACUACUUUCCCAGGAUUGAAGCUGUGACCAGCACAGGACAGAUGGGCUCAGUGAUGCGACUCAAGCAGUUCUUGGAGAAUGCGCUGCGAACAAAACAGAUCCAUCCACCCAAAGGCCAGCUGGUCUCAAGCUUCUGGAGAACGUGAUUGGUGGCCUCACCUGAAUCCCGCCCUGCGACGACCGCGAUUGGUCAUUGGGAAAUAUCUGUCUCCAGACUCGCUCUCCUCCUCAUCGCACCUGACCGACUGCCUGCCGCAGGCGAAGGAAACCUCACUUGCUAUAUUUGCAUGCUACUCAUGCUCUUACAUCUGCAUGCUACACGGCCUCCAAGCGGACAUGCCCAACAGCUCGCUCUAAUCAGUAGUAACACGCUGUGCCUGUGCUCAUUCUCCCUUCAGAGGGGUUCAGCCUUAAGCCACUUUAGGGAGUUCCGCUGCCUUAUAAAGGGGGGAAACUGUAUAGACCAUGCAUGGAUAGUUUUUAUCGGCACAUUACAUUGAAUGUGUGAUGCCCAUUAUGAUGGGAAGGCUGUGCUUACAGGAGCUAGUUGGUUAAAGCAAAGGCUUGAGCUUGUAAUUUCUUUGGCCUCUCGGAUGUAAAGUCUCCAGUGUCCUCAUUUUAGGGGGGCACUGAUGCUAUUGUUCUUUUUAUUAUGGUGCUAUUGUCUUUUUAUUUAUUUGACCCCUUGAUGGACGAGGGUGUUUUUGUUAUAUCAUGACGACUGCUGAAGCCAUACAUUUAAGUGCAUUCUAAUGUAACUUUAAUCGGAAGAUGCACCCGUGCAUAAAUGAAAUUGGUACUGUGUAUUGUGCUUUUAUAAAGCAUUCUUUACCGGUAUUAAAGAGUGCACAUCUCCACUUCCA